Gasterosteus aculeatus aculeatus (three-spined stickleback) is the source of this 1864-nucleotide messenger RNA. RefSeq names its product nuclear receptor ROR-alpha A-like. Gene Ontology annotation, cellular component: nucleus. NCBI's taxonomy places the organism in Eukaryota, Metazoa, Chordata, Actinopteri, Perciformes, Gasterosteidae. Gene Ontology annotation, biological process: regulation of transcription by RNA polymerase II. Gene Ontology annotation, molecular function: nuclear receptor activity; zinc ion binding; RNA polymerase II cis-regulatory region sequence-specific DNA binding. The record is from RefSeq and is a predicted model, not a curated record.
UCACUAGCGCUGCUAGUGGACAAUCAAACCCCCGCACCCUCCUCCAGACACACUCGCGUUUCUCAUUUCUUACUUCUAGUCUAAAUUAGACCGCGAGACGCAGGGACGGAGCUGGCGGAUCGCGCAGAAUUAGUUUGACAGCACCAGCGGCAGUUUAAAGGCAGCGAAACCCGCAAAUUCAACAUGGAGUCCCCUCCAGAUCCAGUGAGCGACCCGGGCAACAGCGCCUCGGAGCCGGCUACCCCGGUCAGGGAAACCCCGGUAAACCUGGAGACGCUCCGGAAGGCGGACCAGCCGGCCCCGGUUCGGAGGCAGACCUGCUCCAGCACCAACCGAGGUAUCUCCGUAACAAAGAAGACGCAUACUUCUCAAAUCGAAAUAAUUCCCUGCAAGAUCUGUGGAGACAAAUCAUCAGGCAUCCAUUACGGCGUGAUAACAUGUGAAGGCUGUAAGGGCUUCUUCAGGAGGAGUCAGCAGAGUAAUGCGGCCUACUCCUGCCCCCGUCAGAAGAACUGCCUGAUCGACCGCACCAGCCGCAACCGCUGCCAGCACUGCCGGCUGCAGAAGUGCCUGGCGGUGGGGAUGUCACGAGAUGCGGUGAAGUUCGGCCGCAUGUCGAAGAAGCAGCGGGACAGCCUGUACGCUGAGGUCCAGAAGCACCGGCUGCAGCAGCAGCAGCGGGACCACCAGCAGCAGCCCGGAGAGGCGGAGUCGCUCACGCCGACCUACGGCCUCUCAGCCAAUGGCCUCACCGAGCUCCACGACGACCUCAGCGGCUACAUGGACCGUCACACCCCUGAUGGCAGCAAACCGGACUCGGCGGUCAGCAGCUUCUACCUGGACAUCCAGCCGUCUCCUGACCAGUCAGGCCUGGACAUCAACGGCAUCAAGCCGGAGCCCAUCUGCAACUUUGACCCCGGUUCUGGCUUCUUCCCUUACUGCUCCUUCACCAACGGAGAAACCUCCCCCACCGUGUCCAUGGCUGAGCUAGAGCACCUGGCCCAGAACAUCUCCAAGUCACACAUGGAGACAUGUCAGUACCUGAGGGAGGAGCUGCAGCAGAUGACCUGGCAGGCCUUCCUGCAGGAGGAGGUGGAGAGCUACCAGAGCAAGCCCCGGGAAGUCAUGUGGCAGCUGUGCGCUAUCAAAAUAACAGAGGCCAUUCAGUAUGUGGUAGAGUUCGCAAAGCGCAUCGACGGCUUCAUGGAGCUGUGUCAGAACGAUCAGAUAGUGCUGCUGAAAGCAGGCUCUUUGGAAGUCGUGUUCGUCAGAAUGUGCCGUGCCUUUGACUCGCAAAACAACACCGUCUAUUUUGAUGGAAAGUAUGCCGGACCUGAUGUGUUCAAAUCAUUAGGCUGCGACGACCUGAUCAGCUCUGUCUUCGAGUUUGGAAAAAACUUGUGUUCUAUGCACCUGUCUGAGGAUGAGAUCGCCCUGUUCUCCGCCUUCGUGUUGAUGUCUGCUGACCGGUCUUGGCUACAGGAGAAGGUGAAGGUGGAAAAACUCCAACAGAAGAUUCAGCUGGCCCUCCAGCACGUCCUGCAGAAGAACCACAGAGAGGAUGGUAUACUUACAAAGUUGAUAUGCAAAGUGUCGACGCUGCGAGCGCUGUGCAGUAGGCAUACAGAGAAGCUUACGGCUUUCAAAGCAAUAUAUCCAGACAUUGUGCGUUCCCACUUCCCCCUAUACAAGGAGCUGUUUGGAUCAGACUUUGAGCAGUCCAUGCCCGUUGACGGGUAGCAGCCCUGCCAGGUGCCACUGUGCCCACCGUAGGGGAAUGUGGAGGAGGAAUCUGAGACACUUUAUUGGUGCCCUGCACAAAACCAGAGCGGACAGAUGGCACGCUGUUCAACUUCUUCUUUUA